This is a messenger RNA of Xiphophorus couchianus (Monterrey platyfish), 2715 nucleotides long. Its product is annotated as E3 ubiquitin/ISG15 ligase TRIM25. NCBI's taxonomy places the organism in Eukaryota, Metazoa, Chordata, Actinopteri, Cyprinodontiformes, Poeciliidae. The coding region runs from base 389 to 1930 and encodes 513 amino acids. Gene Ontology annotation, molecular function: zinc ion binding. The record is from RefSeq and is a predicted model, not a curated record. The transcript is spliced from 8 exons.
CAUCCCCCUGCUCUCUGCUUUAGUUUCAGUUCGACGUCCGUCCGUUUGUCUGUGUGCGCGUGGACUCGCCGUUUCCCGUUAAAUACCGAAAACUCCAGAUGGGAAAGCCGACCAUCCGGUGACCGGAGCUUUUACUGGGAUCAUACCGCAGUGUUUUGGAGACUUUCUGUGAGAGGAAAGGGGGGAAGAAUCGAGUUUUUGGCGUUGACGUGUUAGCCACAGCACGACAGGUGAACCGCGGCUUUCGGAUUUCAGACGUUAGCCUUGCCGAGAAACAGACAUUUAUCGCUCUGGAAACCGGGAGUUCAGCUUUGCUUGGACGCCAGGCUGCUUAAACCGCCUACAUUGUAGAGGUCUCUCCUCGGGGGUCCGCUGCCUGAAAAGCGCCAUGGCCUCCGCUGACUCGGAGCAGUGCAGCGUCCUGCAGGACGAGCUCACCUGCCCGGUGUGCCUCGAAGUAUACCGGGACCCCCGCCUGCUCCCUUGCGGACACAACUUCUGCAAGAUCUGCCUCGACCGGCUGAGGCGGCAGGCGGAGCGAGGCCGCGUCCGCUGUCCGGAGUGCCGGGAAAACCACCAGUGCGGCACCAACUUCCAGAAAAACUUCAAGCUAGCCAACAUCGCCGACGACUACCUCCGCAGGCGGAGGGCCAUGGCAGCGGCCGCCUCCGCUUUAAAGUCCCAGGAACCGCUUUCGUUCUCCGCAGCACAGCUAGCCAAGACCAUCUUCGCCGUUCAGUGCGACUACUGCCCCGCAGCAGCCGCCGGCGCCUCAGGAUUCAGCUCCUUUGGGGACAAGUCCUCUACUAGUGCUGGUCUUUCUCAGGAAGGCAAAGACAAGCAGGACUCCGCUUCGUCAACGCUGGCGGUCAAGACGUGCCUGAAGUGCGAGGUGUCCAUGUGCCAGGAGCACCUGAAGCCGCACCUGGAGCUGCCGGCGUUCCGGGAGCAUGUUCUUGCAGACCCAAUGCUGGACUUCUGGAAGAGGAAGUGCCUGGAUCACGACGAAGUCUACAGAUAUUAUUGCAUGGAUGACAAGAUGUGUGUUUGCAACGCCUGCACCAUAGAGGGAGGACACUCAGGACACACCAUCAAGACCCUGAAGAACACCAUGAAGGAUCAGAAGAGCGUGAUGGACAAACAGCUGUACAGGCUGGAGAGGAAGAACAGCCUGGCAGAGAGGAAGCUGCAGGAGCAGAAAGAGAAGGAGAGACAAAAUAAGAAGUUCAGGGAGGACGCAGAGCAGUGCCUGACGCUCCUGGAGGACGAGAUGAAGACCAGAGUGCAGCGCUUCAUCGUCACACUGAGAGAAUUCACUCGCACCCAGUGCGAGAUCAACAGCUCGGCCAUUCAGAAGAACAUCUCCAGGAUCUGUCAGGACCAGGUGCGCCUCGACGAGGUGCGCUGCAGCAUCGAAAGCCUCGUGCAGGAGAGCGACCCCUUCCGCUUUGUGGAGGCAUAUAAAACCACAGGAAAACAGUGCCGUAGACAGCUAAGGAAAAAUAUGUUCUACCCCGAGUACGUCGAAAUGGACACGGAGAUCCUCGGAAUAAGGAUGGAGGAGGAAAUGACCAAAUUUCUCGACGAUCUACCUUGUCACAUUGUCACUGCCAUCAACUCCUUAUGUAGUCUUUCUGACCACGAGGAGGAGGAGGAACACGAGGACAACGAGGAAGAGGCGGCCGAGGAUGAGGACGACGACGAUGAAGACGAACUGGAGGACAGCAGCGAAGAGGAAAUGAGGAGCGACGAAGAGGAAGAAGAAGCAGCGCACGACGACCACAUAAACCUAUGGGAGGACGAUGAAGGGGAGGAGGAGGAGGAAGGGGAGGAAGAAGAAGGGGAGGAGGAUGAGGAUGAAGAUGAAGACGAAGACAAUGAGGAUGCAGAGGAAGAGGAGGACGACGAUGAGGAAGAGCGAGGGGUUUAAGUGAAGCGAUUAGCCGUGGUAGGACCAGAUGUUUGAACGUUUCCUCCCACUGGGUCCACUUGAAGCUAACUGCACUGACAACCCAAUGCUAAACUGUGAUGCUACCGCUAAGCUACAUCAAAGUGCUUUAUAUCAGAGAUUCACUGUAAAUAAAAACCUGGCUCACAUCAAAAACAUGAAUGUACCAUGACAGAAUAUGUACUAAACCUUUGCAUGGCUGCACUGCUCCAUUUUCUAUCGCGUUGAUAAAUAUUUUACUAAAUCCAAUAGAUUUCCCUGGAAGGCAACCGUAGACUUGCCUGAUAAGAAAUGAAUGUUUAUUCAUUUGAAGAAAAGGCAUUUAAUUGCUUCCUUUCAGUUCACUUUGUCAGCAUAUUUGGUUUCUCAAGGAACAGUGAACACAAAACCUCUGGCCUGGUGUUUGAACAAGCUGUGUGUGUGUGUGGUGCCGUUUUAUGCAUUACAAGUUAAAGUGUGUGUGUGGCAGCGAAGGGAAGUAUUGCAAUGUGAUAAGUUUACAUAGAUGGUGGAAAAAAGUAAGGCUUUAAAAGCAGCGCUUGCAUUGUAUAAAUAAUUGUCAAAUGUUUCUAUGCACACUUCAUACGUGAAUUUUAAAGGAGCAGUUUUAGAUCGUAUCAAAUUUUGCACUUUAACAUUAAAAUAUUCCAGGCUGAUCAGAACAUCUUUGUACUAAAGGGUUUUUUUUUUCCUGAUUGUGAUUGUAAGGGGCCAAAUUAAGAUAAGAUGUACAUAUUCUUAAUAAAGUCUGAAUUUAAUAUUUCAAA